CAAAGCUGUGGUGUCUGGUGUGGCUCCGGGGCAGCAGCAGGAGGCGGGGCGGGCGGCGACCCAGCACUCCGUGAGGUCCCUGAGACAGCGGACAGGCCAACCGGCGGCAGAGGGGCAGGCGGCAAGCAGCAGCAGCGGGAGCAGCUGCUCGGUGGAGGGGCGAGCCCCCUCCCUUCUCGGCGUCGUCGGCGUCGUCGUCGCCCUCCUCCUCCUCCUCCUCCCUCUCGCGCGCUCUCCCUCCCCUGCCCAGAGCCAGCAGCCGGGAUUUCAGUAUUAUGGCAUCGAGGAGAAUGGAGACUAAACCCGUGAUAACGUGUCUGAAAACCCUCCUCAUUAUCUACUCCUUCGUUUUCUGGAUAACUGGAGUUAUCCUUCUUGCUGUUGGUACCUGGGGGAAGCUAACUUUAGGCACGUAUAUUUCUCUCAUUGCUGAAAACUCUACUAAUGCCCCCUAUGUUCUCAUUGGGACGGGUACCACAAUUAUUGUCUUUGGCUUGUUUGGAUGCUUUGCCACUUGUCGUGGGAGCCCAUGGAUGCUGAAACUGUAUGCCAUGUUCUUGUCCCUGGUUUUCCUGGCUGAGCUGGUGGCUGGUAUUUCGGGCUUUGUGUUUCGCCAUGAGAUCAAGGACACCUUCCUUAGGACAUACACUGAUGCCAUCGUGUAUUACAAUGGAAUCGACGAGAAGAGCCAUGCAGUGGAUGAUGUACAACAGAGUCUGAGUUGCUGUGGUAUCCAGAGCUACACCAACUGGAGCAUUAGCACUUACUUUACCAACCAUGGCAUCCCCCCAAGCUGCUGCAUGAAUUCCAGUGACUGUAAUACCCAGGACCUGCAAAACAUGACAGUUGCCGCUACUAAAGUAAACCAAAAGGGCUGUUAUGAUUUGGUGACCAGUUUUAUGGAGACAAAUAUGGGCAUCAUAGCUGGAGUGGCUUUUGGAAUUGCAUUCUCACAGUUGAUUGGAAUGCUGCUGGCAUGCUGUCUGUCCCGAUUUAUUACUGCCAAUCAGUAUGAGAUGGUGUAACAAGGUUUUUUUCCAAUCUUACCUAGCUUCCCCCUCCCCAAAACCACUAUCCCCAAACAAGAAGAAAUGUAACAUAAUGUGAAGAUACUUGAAAACAAAAAAUUAAUGUCAAAAAUAUCCUACAGGAGAAUUUGUUCUUUUAAUGUUCUUUUGCAUCUUUGAUUCUUAAUCAAUGUUGUAUGCCUUGUGUGUUUGCCAGUAGGCCUUUGUUUAGUGCAUUUUUGCCUCUGAAUUGGAACCUGUGUCAUAUUAUUACUAAGCUACGUUAUUUGCUUACUGUGAAGGCGGUGAUUUUGCUUCCCUUUUAUAAAAUAACUAUGGACUAAUUAAAUUGUACUGUAAUGCAAUCUUCCCAUUUUUUUCUUUCAUUCUCCUUUUGCAUUGAAGUUGCCACAAAAAUACAUUGUCAGAUCAAUCAAAAUUUUAAAGGGCAUAUGGAAUAUUUUUGGGGGUGGGGAACAAAAGUUUAAGACCUUUUUAAAAAAAUAGGAAUUUUUUAAUAAGGCCUCUGUCUAGCAUGCCAACAAGAAUGCAUUGAAU
Messenger RNA from Gekko japonicus, 1565 nucleotides. It is a transcript of the gene TSPAN7, whose product is annotated as tetraspanin 7. The transcript is spliced from 8 exons. NCBI's taxonomy places the organism in Eukaryota, Metazoa, Chordata, Lepidosauria, Squamata, Gekkonidae. Gene Ontology annotation, cellular component: membrane. Bases 276 to 1025 code for a protein of 249 amino acids. The record is from RefSeq and is a predicted model, not a curated record.